CACACACACACGCACGCACACGACUCUUUCCGUUACAGCAUGCGAUAAUGUUAUUUGCGACGUACUUUUCAAGGAUCGGUAGCGUUGCUGUUAAGUCGAGUCUGCCCGGAGCUCGUGCGCUUAUACAGUUGCACUGUAACAAGUCCCUGCCCCUGCGUCGCGAAGGCCACUCCGCCGCACUUCUAGGCUGCGUCAGAACGACGGAUGUCUUUUUGAGAUCGGGAGCUGUUCUGAGCUCAUCUUGUUCGAUAAGACACGCGCGCUCCGCCGACGUAACCGCCGCGUACCUCUUUCAACACGUGAAAAGUCGAUGCAUAACCAGCUUCUCGACGCCUUCGAGCCGAAACUCGACCGCGGCCGAGAGGUUCGCUGCAAGGACAGGGGCGUUCCAUCACCGAAGACCAAGACUUACACGUGCAUAUGAUAGGACCGUAGAAAAUACCCUGAAGGUAUGUAAACCUACGAGUCCUGGUCAGCGAGGUCGCAUUAUCACUGUGCGCACUGAGCUCUGGAAGGGAAAACCAUACAGACCACUCACACGCGGGAUUGCGAAAACAGGUGGGCGCGGCCGCCUUGGCCGAAUCACAGUUUGGCACAGGGGUGGUGGCCACAAACGUCGGUACCGUGUGGUUGACUUCAACAAACACAGACUGCGCGGAAGUUUAGGUACUGUCUGCCGCGUUGAGUAUGACCCAAACCGUACUGCGCGAAUAGCCCUCGUGAGACAUGAGGGCCAUAAAGGUCCCGUGUACGUUCUUGCUACUGAUACUAUGAAAUCCGGGGACACCAUUAUUGCUGAUAAUGAUGACCAAGAAAUUCGGCCCGGCAAUUCUAUGCCACUUGAACGGAUGCCUCUUGGGACUGUGAUUCACAACAUUGAGCUCCGUCCGGGUCAAGGUGGUAAGCUUGUUCGCGCCGCUGGUGCAGCCGCCACUCUAAUAAAGAAAGGCAAUCAUGGAUAUGCUGUUGUAAGGUUGCCUUCAGGCGAACAGCGUCUGGUUUUAGCCCGGUGUUACGCCACAGUUGGCAUAAUCUCCAAUCGUUCCCAUCAAAAUCGAAAGUUGGGUAAGGCCGGUGCCAGGCGUUGGCUCGGCGUGCGUCCUACUGUUAGAGGAGUAUCCAUGAAUCCUGUAGACCACCCGCACGGAGGAGGUGAAGGUCGGACCUCGGGUGGCCGGCCAUCCAGUACUCCUUGGGGUAUUCAGACAAAGGGUAAAAGGACACGAAACUCUAAGCAUUCAGACCUUUAUCGUGUGGCACGCCGAUCAACUGGCAGGAAGGGCACAUAA
Micromonas pusilla CCMP1545 is the source of this 1289-nucleotide messenger RNA. RefSeq lists its product as uncharacterized. The transcript is spliced from 2 exons. Gene Ontology annotation, molecular function: transferase activity; structural constituent of ribosome; RNA binding. Bases 48 to 1289 code for a protein of 413 amino acids. Gene Ontology annotation, cellular component: ribosome; mitochondrial large ribosomal subunit. Lineage: Eukaryota; Viridiplantae; Chlorophyta; Mamiellophyceae; Mamiellales; Mamiellaceae. Gene Ontology annotation, biological process: mitochondrial translation. The record is from RefSeq and is a predicted model, not a curated record.